Uranotaenia lowii is the source of this 1737-nucleotide messenger RNA. It is a transcript of the gene Ppat-Dpck, whose product is annotated as bifunctional coenzyme A synthase. Gene Ontology annotation, biological process: coenzyme A biosynthetic process. The record is from RefSeq and is a predicted model, not a curated record. Gene Ontology annotation, molecular function: ATP binding; dephospho-CoA kinase activity. The transcript is spliced from 2 exons. Bases 120 to 1661 code for a protein of 513 amino acids. NCBI's taxonomy places the organism in Eukaryota, Metazoa, Arthropoda, Insecta, Diptera, Culicidae.
ACUUAUGGACGACCCUCGAUCGCCGGUAAAAACAAAAGUUUUCGCGAAUUUGGAUUCAAAAAUCUGUUUUUAAAAGUUUUCCAAUUUUACGUGAAAAAAAUCAGUGGAGUGCAAUCAAAAUGACCUCAAAAUGUGGCCUCCUGACGGCAGUGCAUCUUGCUAACAUAAACAACACCCUGGCGGCAACCAGAAAAUAUGCUCUGGGCACAUUAUACGUACAGGUGCAUCCGCAGUACCGAGAUUCCAUCGGGAGCCGGCCUACCGUUUUCGGAAGUUGGCUAACGAAGCUCUACCAGAGUUCUCCGUCGACUCUCGAAUCAGGAAUGGAUCUGAGGUUUAUUGUCAGUUCCCUGAAGACGAACGAAAAGGUUCCACUGAAACCGCUAAUGUUGGAUUUCCUAUUUUUCGAUUAUCCGACCGCUGGGGCUCAUGACGCUGAGCUGGGCUCGCUCCUAAAACUUCAUCCGGGCGCUGAGGUCGUUGAACUCGGAGACAAGGCAUUAGGUCUUGAUUCAAGUUUGUUGGAUCAAACCAGUGGGGAACUUUUCAACAACGUUGUACUGGGAGGAACCUUCGAUCGGUUGCAUGCCGGGCACAAGGUGCUUCUGACGCAAGCCGUUUUACUUGCAAAGCAACGGUUAGUAGUCGGUGUGACCGACGAGACCAUGAUUCAAAGCAAAAAGCUCUGGGAGCUGAUUCUUCCGGUGGAGCAGAGGAUUGCCGAAGUGAGGGAUUUUCUGGAAUCGAUUGACCAUACGUUGCAGUAUGAAGUCGUUCCCAUCAGUGACCCUUUCGGACCGACGGCCACGGAUCCGAAUAUGGAUUUGAUCGUGGUCAGCACCGAAACGGCACGUGGUGGGGCAAAAGUGAACGAGUUGAGGGGCAAAAAUGGCCUAAACCAGCUUGCAGUUCAUACGAUCGAUCUACUGGACGAUGAAUCGACUGUCGAUGACAAGGAAGACAAGAUCAGUUCCAGCAAUCAACGGAUGGACCUGCUGGGUACUCGCCUCAAGCCGAAGAAAGCGAAAAGCGAUUUGGCCCAGAGCCCUUACAUUAUUGGACUAGUAGGUGGAAUAGCUUCGGGAAAAAGUAAAAUGUCCGAGCGAUUUGGAAAAUUGGGGGCAGGUGUAAUCGACUGCGAUAAGAUUGCUCAUCAAUUGUACGAACCGGGCGAGGAUUGCUACCAAACGGUAAUCAAUAACUUUGGAUUAUCCAUUUUAAAUGAAGACAAAACCAUAAACCGAAAAGCCUUGGGUGCGGUUGUAUUCAGCAAUCCCGAUAAGCUGGAUUUGUUGAAUACAAUUUUGUGGGAUGCUAUCCUAGAACGUGCCAAGCUGCGCAUCAAGGAUCUGCACGAAAAGGAAGGCAAACAGGUAAUCGUGAUGGAAGCGGCAGUCCUGUUGAAAGCUGGCUGGCAAAAUGCGUGCCACGAGGUGUGGUCCUGCAUCAUUCCAAAAGAGGAGGCAAUUAAAAGGUUGGUGGAAAGAAAUGGACUUAGUCAGGAAGAAGCCGAGAAACGUAUUCAAACGCAAGCCAGUAAUUCAGAGCUGGUUAGAAGCUCCGAUGUAGUUUUUUGUACCGCGUGGAGCUACGAAUAUUCACAGCAACAAGCGGAAAAGGCAUGGCGAAUGUUGGAAAAGGAGCUUAGACUUAAGUUGUAGGCUUGAGAGAUUUUAGGACUAUGAAAUGUUUUAAGCUUACAGUUGGGCUAAAGGAUAUUAAAGCUUUGUUAUUAUU